Messenger RNA from Pelodiscus sinensis (Chinese soft-shelled turtle), 2178 nucleotides. Lineage: Eukaryota; Metazoa; Chordata; Testudines; Trionychidae. The record is from RefSeq and is a predicted model, not a curated record.
UAAGAUUUUCCAUCCAUGAGUGGAGUUUUUAAUGCAAAAACAGCAGAGCUCCUGAGUCACCAUCAAGUGGAAAUAAAACAGAAAUUUCCUAAAGAAGGAUGGGUGGAGCAGGAUCCAAAGGAAAUCUUGCAGUCCGUUUAUGAAUGUGUGGAGAAAACAUGUGAGAAAUUGAACCAACUAAACAUAGACAUCACCAACAUAAAAGCUAUUGGAGUCAGCAAUCAGAGAGAGACAACUGUGGUUUGGGACAAGGUAACUGGAGAGCCCCUCUACAAUGCUAUUGUGUGGCUUGACCUGAGAACUCAGCCAACAGUUGAGAGACUUCUUAAAAUAAUUCCAGGGCAGAAUAAAUCCUUUUUUAAGGCUAAGACUGGCCUUCCACUUAGCACAUAUUUCAGUGCAGUGAAACUUCGGUGGCUCCUAGAUAAUGUGGAAGAGAUCAGGAAGGCUGUUCAUGAUGGGAGAGCUAUGUUUGGUACCAUUGACUCAUGGCUUAUAUGGAGUUUGACAGGUGGGAAGAAUGGAGGGAUUCAUUGUACAGAUGUAACCAAUGCCAGUAGAACAAUGUUGUUCAACAUUCAUUCCUUGGAGUGGGAUUCUGAACUCUGCCAUUUUUUUGAUGUUCCUAUGGAAAUACUACCAAAAGUGCGGAGUUCUUCUGAGAUUUAUGGUUUGAUGAAAAUGUCUGCUAGCUUGACAUCUGGAGCCUUGACAGGUGUGCCAAUUUCUGGGUGCUUGGGUGACCAAUCUGCUGCUUUAGUUGGACAAAUGUGUUUCAAGGAUGGACAAGCAAAAAAUACGUAUGGUACAGGAUGUUUCUUGCUCUGCAAUACAGGACAAAAGCCUGUAUUGUCUGACCAUGGCCUUCUAACCACAGUGGCUUACAAACUGGGAAGAGACAAACCUGUAUGUUAUGCACUAGAAGGCUCUGUUGCUAUAGCUGGUGCUGUUGUUCGUUGGCUAAGGGACAAUCUUGGUAUAGUAAAGACUUCAGGUGAAGUUGAAAAACUUGCUGCAGAAGUGGGAACUUCUUAUGGCUGCUACUUUGUCCCAGCAUUCUCAGGAUUAUAUGCACCAUAUUGGGAGCCCAGUGCAAGAGGUAUUAUCUGUGGCCUUACUCAAUUUACAAAUAAAAACCACAUUGCCUACGCUGCAUUAGAGGCUGUCUGCUUUCAAACACGAGAGAUUUUGGAUGCUAUGAACAAGGACUGUGGGAUACCACUGAAAGAGUUACAAGUCGAUGGAGGAAUGACCAACAACAAGAUUCUCAUGCAGCUCCAAGCAGAUAUUCUCUGUAUUCCAGUAGUAAAGCCAUCAAUGCCCGAAACAACAGCACUGGGAGCAGCAAUGGCAGCUGGAGCUGCAGAAGGAGUUGGAGUCUGGAGUCUGAAUCCUGGGGAUUUGACAGCAGUGACAUGGGAACGGUUUGAACCACAGAUCAAUCCUGAGGAAAGUGAAUAUCGCUAUGCCAGGUGGAAGAAAGCUGUAAUGAAAUCAAUGGGCUGGGAGACAUCUGAACCUGAUGCAAAUGGUGACUCUAGUAUCUUCUGUAGUCUGCCUUUGGGUUUUUAUAUAGUGAGUAGCAUGGUAAUGUUAAUCGGAGCAAAGUACAUCUCAGGAAUGGACAAAUGAGGCUGCUUAAUGGAUUACCGGAAUACAUCCUGUUUGGUUUAAAUACGAAGAAUAUCCAGUAUCUCCCAAUAUGAUGGCACUGUUUGUAUGACUAAUUAAUUUAUAAACCCCUCUGUUGUCUUAACUAGAGAGACAUUCAAAGCACUGGAUUUCUAACUUGAAAUGAAAAAAGUAAGCCUUCCUCUUUCCUCCCUGACCUCUGCCCCCCCCCCAUUUCAUUUUUUUUUCAAGAUCCAGAGGUCCUAAAUUUUUGAGUGUGCCAUAAAGAGACAUUGUAACCUUCUAAUUGUUGGUACAUUGUUAUAAUGCACUAUAGUAAGUCAUAAAAGUUAAAUUAUUUCCUAGCUGCUUUGAAUUAGUUAUAUUUGUGUGGUUGCUAAAAGCAUUUUUGUUAUAUCACUGUCGGACUGAAAAAACUCUGUUGGUAUGGAUUGUUUUUAACACUAACUCAGUUAUAAACUGUACCAGACGCUUUAAUAUCUGCUGGUAAUGUCUGCAGAUUGUUUUUAAAUAUUGAUCAAAACAUUAAAUGUGAUUUGUCUCCUG